UUUGUCGCUUCUGAGUCUUCACCUAGCUUGUCUUCAGCGGACGUCUUGCCUGGUCGCUAUGUCCACCUCGCACCGGCUGGUUUUGGUUCUGGGUGGAGCCGGUACUGUUGGAUCAGGGAUUGUGAAGUGUCUCCUGGAAAAAGGGUUCCAGGUAGCUGUGAUUUCCAGGGACGAUUCCCGUCUGGAGAAGCUGAGGAAUUUCCUACCAGCACAGUACAGAGAUAACCUGCACACCAUGGUCGGGGAUGUGGGAUCUGAGGAGGGGGCGCAGGAGGCGGCAGACGCUCUCGCCAGUCGCGUGGGGAAGGUGACCGAUGUGGUUUCAUCGCUGGGGUUCAGCUGGUGGCAAGGCGGUCCACCCCAUACACAGGCACUUCAGGAGCUGCAGAGGGUGCUGAACACUCUCCUCCUCAGCACAUUCACCUCCUGGAAGGCCUUCUUUCCUUUGGUGAAGGACAAUCCCAACGGAACAUACACAUUCAUCACAGGUGGUGCUGGCGAGCGCCUGUUGAUGCCCGGUACGGGGUUCCUUACUUUAGGAGCAGCAGGAGCUUUGGCCUUUUCCCAGGUUGUGCGGGAGGAGUAUCCUGAUAUUCCAUGCAAACUUAAUGAGGUCAAGAUCAACAUGGGAGUGGCCCUUCCGGAACGCCUCGGACCCGGCUACGUGAGCCACCUGGAGGUGGGAGAGGCAGUUGCCUCACUGGUGGAGAAGAGACGAGUGUCACAUACUGUGUUGUGUGCCAACUCCACCACUGACCUCAAGACUCUUAUCUUAGAAGGUAAGCUGUGAGCUCUGGGACACCUUUCCACCAACUGCCUGAUUCUAAUUCCCGCUGUACUGCAACAACCCGUCCACUGUUACCUCAUCUACAACUUCAUUACUCACCAUACUACCCAAAUCACAACCAGAAGGUCAAACCAAAGUCCCAGCCAAGCCUGCACCUUCCAUCUGCUUGAGACAGACAAGUAACAGCAUCACUGAACACUGUACAGAAACAUCCAUUGAAAAUUAAGUAUUAUAUUGCAAGAUACCAGGAGCUGCACGUUGUCCAUCACAACCUUGGAUGGAGAAAACCCCCACAAGUGGAUUUUGAAGAUGUCAUUUGGAACAUACCAUUCUGUUGAGAGUUACGGGGGGACUGACCACUCUUUAUAACGUGUUAGUGAACAGAGGGGGAU
Molecule: messenger RNA, 1179 nt
Organism: Nanorana parkeri
Lineage: Eukaryota; Metazoa; Chordata; Amphibia; Anura; Dicroglossidae
Exons: 6
Coding region: 59-790 (243 amino acids)
Biological process (GO): fatty acid beta-oxidation
Cellular component (GO): mitochondrion
Molecular function (GO): 2,4-dienoyl-CoA reductase (NADPH) activity
Source: RefSeq, a predicted model, not a curated record